Molecule: messenger RNA, 2559 nt
Organism: Polypterus senegalus (gray bichir)
Lineage: Eukaryota; Metazoa; Chordata; Cladistia; Polypteriformes; Polypteridae
Product: charged multivesicular body protein 4b-like
Exons: 5
Coding region: 160-816 (218 amino acids)
Biological process (GO): vesicle budding from membrane; late endosome to vacuole transport via multivesicular body sorting pathway
Cellular component (GO): cytoplasmic side of plasma membrane; multivesicular body; ESCRT III complex
Source: RefSeq, a predicted model, not a curated record
AAGCCUGGUAUUUCCUUUUUGCGGAACCCGACACCUGACGCCACCUCCUCAGUCGCUGGAUCGCCAGUCUGCUGCUUCUUGACUCUACCGAGCGAAACGCCGAGUGCUGCUUUGUGUUUACUGCCUGUGGACAACAAAAAAAAAAAAAAGAGGAGAAAAAUGAGCAAGAUUUCAAAGUUUUUCAAGGGGAGUUCGAAUUCCUCGAAAAAGCACGGGCCGACUCCUCAGGAAGCGAUCCACAAGCUGCGGGAAACGGAGGAAAUGUUGACGAAGAAGCAGGAGUACCUGGAGAAGAGGAUCGAACAGGAGCUGACGACCGCCAAGAAGCACGGCACGAAGAACAAGCGAGCUGCCCUUCAGGCACUGAAGAGGAAGAAGAGAUUUGAGCAGCAGCUGUCCCAAAUUGAUGGGACCUUAUCGACCAUCGAGUUCCAGAGGGAAGCUCUUGAGAACGCCAAUACAAAUACAGAAGUCUUGAAGAAUAUGAGCUACGCUGCCAAAGCCAUCAAAUCUGCCCAUGAAAACAUGGACUUGGACAAAAUCGAUUCACUAAUGCAGGACAUCACCGAGCAGCAGGAAAUCGCACAAGAAAUUUCAGACGCCAUUUCCAGACCUGCAGGAUUUGGAGAAGAGUUUGAUGAGGAUGAGCUGUUGGCUGAGCUUGAGGAUCUUGAGCAGGAGGACCUGGAUCGGCACUUGGUCACAGCUGGAGGAUUGCCUAAUGUCCCAUCGUCAUCUUUGCCGUCUCGGCCUGCUUCAAAAAAGAAAGUGGAGGUCGAUGAAGACAUGGAGCAGCUUGCAGCCUGGGCUUCAUAAGAACAGUUUCCCAUUUUGGAUUACCAGAUGUCAACAUUAGAGAAGUCUACGAACUUUAUUAAUGAUUUUUUUGUAGGGUUUGUAAUUUGAAAAAACACUCAUUUUUCUGUUUUUUGGGGAUUUUAACUGUAACAGUAAAUGUCUUUUGUAAACUCAUUUCCCACAGUAAUUUUUAGCUUGGGCUGCGUGGCGAUGUUGAGAGCCGUGCUCUGCAACUGGUGUGCUGGGAAGCCACCUAAUGUUUUAGAAAUCUGAGGGCAAAUAAAAUAACGAGUGGAAUGUUAAAAUCCAAAUAAAAAGGGAAUGGGAUCGACCGAUUGUUACAGCUAAAAGCUACGAAAUCGCAGUGCGUGUUCUGCCAGCCGGCACUGCUGCGUCUCUAAAGAUCUGUGCGAACGGCCAGUCAUCUGCAAACUUAAUGACCUCAUGGUUGUAACGUUUGACUGCUUCAGAGGCUACAUCCCAUAAUCGAGCAUUAUUUAAAAGAUUUGCACAAAUAAAUUAAACACGUUUAUUGUAAAUUUGGUGGCUGUGAUGUUGGUCUUUAAUAAAUACCCUUUGGUUUUGUUCUCAAAUGAUAUCCGGUUAUGCUGUGUGGAUUUAAUAUCUGAGUUACAACAGCCGAUCACACAGUAUCGAAGGCUGAGGAGCUCUUGUUCUAGACAUUCUGCUCCGUCUAGUAGUCUUUGAUCAUUUAUCUUUAUUACGUUUCUAUCUUAUGGAGGCUCAAGUUGGGGCUACACCAUGGCUAUUAGAGGAUUUCCUCAUUCCAGACUUCAUGAGCUUUCCAAUUUUGUAGUUUUAUCAUUGUAAACUGUUGAUUUCUUUUAAAUUAUUUAUGCAUUUUACCCUUUUUGUUUAUUAGCAGUAAUUUUGCUGUAUUAUGUAAUAUAAUACUGAAUAUUCCACAUUCUAUACGUAUAUAAAAAUCUUAAAAGAUACGAUGUUAAUUCAGAGAAAAGCGUCAAGGUAGACAAGAUUGUUAUCAAAAAAGCAGCCUGUGCCGAGUCCUGUUGGCCGCAUUUGCACUUCCAGUCAGGCUAAGUGCAGUUAUAGUAAGCACUCUUGCUUUUUUUUCUAUUUAAAUUGUCAUUUGUCUCUGAUGUCACAUGUCUGCUUUCCAAAUGUGUGCGUAAAAACAAAGGAGAAGACCAGGGCUGUGAAAAUUGGCGCACAAAACCUUCCUCAAUUUAUCAUACCUCUCUGUCUCCCAGAUUUAUGUGUGGAAUUCAUUAUACAAAUACGUUCCUCUGUUCACCGUACCUCUGACCCAACAAAAUGAAUCUGUGGAAAUCGGUAAAGAAAACCUUCCUCAAUUCAUUGUACCUGCGUCUCCCAAAUCCAUUACUGUACCACCGACUACAAAAGUAAUCUGGUGAACUCGGUAAGCAAAACCUUCCCCAAUUUAUCGUAUGUCUGCCUCCUAAAUUUUACUGUGGAAUUCAGCAAACAAUACGCUCCUCUCUUCAUUGUACCUCCAGCCUAAAGAAAUUCACCAGACUUCUAACCCAGCAAAAUUAAUCUGUGGAAGUUGGAAUUCUCAAUUUAUUAUACCAUCAUCUCCCAAAUUUUAUCAGUGGAAUUCAGUAAACAAAACCUUCCUCUAUGCAUCAUACCUCCGACCUACUGAAGUGAAUCUGUAGAAGUUAGUACCCAAAACCUUCCUCAAUUUAAUAUACCUCUGUCUCGCAAAUUUAUCUGUGGAAUUCAGUAAACAAUACAUUCCUCUAUUCAUCGUACCUG